Molecule: messenger RNA, 1377 nt
Organism: Alternaria ventricosa
Lineage: Eukaryota; Fungi; Ascomycota; Dothideomycetes; Pleosporales; Pleosporaceae
Exons: 1
Coding region: 1-1377 (458 amino acids)
Molecular function (GO): protein binding
Source: RefSeq, a predicted model, not a curated record
AUGACCAACCUCCUCGAUCUUCCCGUUGAGAUCUUCCAGAUGAUCGUCCACGAGCUAGUCAACAGCGUGAUUAACAACGUCAAGGGUCCUUCCCAGGGCUUGCAGAUAGAUGAUGUCUGGAGACUGCGAGAUGUUUGCCGUACCUUUGCUGCGGAGAUCGAGCGCAACGUCUUCUCCCUUCAGCCAAAACAGGUUUACUGCAACAAGUACUUCGUUCAACGCCUUACCCUCAAGCGUCUGCCCCGAUACAUGAUGCAAGCCAAGCGAAUCCCGGGGAACAUCAACGAAGGCUUCCAUGCACGACUACAGCGCAUGAUUAGCUACAUCUUGCAAGAGCUCGACAUCAAAGAUGAGAAGCAAUGCGCAGGUAUCAUCGAAACAUUCUAUGUUAGCUUAGGCAAGAUCGUCGACGCGUUCCUAUUGAGUCAUGCCUUGUGGUGCGAUCGCGGUCCCUCCUGCUACUGCAUUACCCAGAACCAGCACAGUACCGAGAUAUCUGUCCAAGAUAGGCUUCACGCAUCUCUAAUGGUCGGAGCGCACGAUAUUCUUGCUGUUGUUCUCACAGAACUCAGUGGUGCAGAGGGAGAUCCACUCUUCGGUAUGGGACCUUUCCGGAUCGCUCGGACUCUAGGUGACACGAAGUCGAUCGACGUUAUUGUCCGUUAUCUCGAAACAAGGUCGUCAUCAGAGCAAACUGCUCUUACGUCCGAGGACGGAAUGUUUCGCAUACAUAGCACCAUCACUAAAACGCUGGCUACCGACAGCGGUACAAUCGCUCAAACUCUGCUCGACUACCACAAGAAAAAUCUACGCUCCCCCGCGAGGCACGUCUACAACUAUUGGGUCUCUUGCGCUCUCCAUACGGAUACGACCAAAUAUUUGAACAAUUUAAGAGCCGUCUUGGAUUUCCACCCUGAGGGCAGGACACGGGUCUUGCGCGAAACAAUGCUCACCAUUUGCGCCAAAGGCAGCCCCGAGGAUGUUCAGGAAGCCCUCAAGCGCGUUCAAGAUGUCGACAAGGGAACAGCAUUGAACGCUCCUAUCUUCAUUGCUGUUCGAUCCGGUCGUGUAGCCGCUGUGCAGGGAUGCAUCCAGGCAGGUGCCAAUGUGGACCUCGCCGUGCCUUCCAACAUCCCAACACUUCACAAGGACACUAUCACUCCGCUUGACGUCGCCAUGAAUCGGAACGAUGAUCGCGUUGCAGACGUCCUCAUCAAGGCCGGUGCAACAAUCCCGCACAUAUCGCAGUGGCCAGGGACUAUGCGCGUGUACAAGGUGUUGCGCAAGGCCGUCUCGGAACGCACCAACGUCAAGUUGCCGGCUCUGAGGGACUUUCAGCAUAUGAGCCUGGCAGAACGCAAGGACAUACAGUAUUAG